Haemorhous mexicanus (house finch) is the source of this 6838-nucleotide messenger RNA. RefSeq names its product zinc finger CCCH-type containing 12B (gene ZC3H12B). Lineage: Eukaryota; Metazoa; Chordata; Aves; Passeriformes; Fringillidae. Gene Ontology annotation, molecular function: mRNA binding; RNA endonuclease activity; metal ion binding. Gene Ontology annotation, cellular component: cytoplasmic ribonucleoprotein granule; nucleus. Bases 464 to 2968 code for a protein of 834 amino acids. The transcript is spliced from 6 exons. The record is from RefSeq and is a predicted model, not a curated record.
CGGCGCGGGCCCGGUGCGGCGCGGGCGGCGAUGAGGCGGCGGCAGCGGCCCCCGCGCUCCCGUCGGCGCUGAACUCCGCGCCCGCACUUCCCCCAUCCCUCCCCAUCCCGUCCCGUCCUGGCUCUGCUCCUCCACGCCCCCUCAUCUCCCCUUGCUCCGGCCAGCCCUUCCCCCUCCAUGCGGCGGGAGCGGCCGGAGUGGGGCCCGUGCCGCGGCCGCGCCGAGCCCCGCCGUCCUUCACCUCUUCGCCGCCAGAUCCCGCAGGGAGCCGCGGACGGUGUCCAUAGCGACAGCAGCGGGAACUUCAUGUUGGUGUUGCUUAUGCCAGAAUAUAGUAAGCAAGGCAAAUUAGCUCCAGCCUUGUGUAAACUUUUAAUUGGCCAACAUGAUGCAAUUGAGAAUGAAUUCCAGGUGGCUUUGGAAAUGAACGAGAACUGAGCGCUCUGGCUGGAAGCUGAACGUGAUGACGGCCUGGUCUAUGGUAGGGAAGCUGAAAAUGGAGAAGAGGCACUCCAGAGAAGACAGAAAUGUGGAGCAAGACGCGGGGGAAUGCAGUGCUGAAUCUGAGGAAUGGACGAGCUCAGAAAGUGAGCCUGAGCAACCAUACUUCAGAGGCAGUACUCAGUGGAGAGAAAAGGAGGUUUCCACCAAACCCCAUCGGCCGCUCUGCCGGUCCCCAUGCCUGGAUCGCCCAAGCUUUUCACAGAGCAGUAUCACACAAGACUUGAAGCUAGAUGAAUGCAAAACAAAUUUGGACAAGGAAUACCAAGCUAAAAUGGAUUUUGCUUUAAAGCUUGGGUAUGCAGGAGAUCAGAUCCAGGCUGUACUGAAUAAGUUGGGAGCGGAUGCGCUCAUCAAUGAUGUUCUAGCAGAGCUUGUGAGACUUGGCAACAAAAGUGAAUCAGAGGGACAAAGCACUGCCAGCAGUACCACUGGUACUCUGGUGUCAAGAGGCCCUUGCCCAAAGGAAAUAGCAAGCCCUGAAUUGUCACUGGAAGAUGAAGUGGUGGAUAACAGUGAUAACUUGAGGCCAAUUGUCAUUGAUGGAAGCAAUGUCGCUAUGAGCCAUGGGAACAAAGAAGGAUUUUCCUGCCGGGGAAUUCAACUAGCAGUUGACUGGUUUCUGGAAAAAGGACAUAAAGAUAUCACUGUGUUUGUACCUGCAUGGAGAAAAGAACAGUCUCGACCUGAUGCACCAAUUACAGAUCAAGAAAUAUUACGUAAAUUGGAGAAAGAAAAAAUUCUUGUUUUCACCCCGUCUCGAAGAGUUCAGGGAAGAAGAGUAGUUUGCUAUGAUGAUCGAUUCAUAGUAAAACUUGCUUUCGACUCAGAUGGCAUCAUUGUGUCAAAUGAUAACUAUCGGGAUCUUCAGAAUGAAAAACCAGAGUGGAAGAAGUUCAUAGAGGAGCGGCUGCUAAUGUAUUCUUUUGUGAAUGACAAAUUUAUGCCUCCAGAUGAUCCUUUGGGACGUCAUGGUCCAAGCCUUGAAAAUUUCUUGAGAAAAAGGCCAGUUAUUCCUGAACAUAAGAAACAACCGUGUCCUUAUGGUAAAAAGUGCACCUAUGGGCACAAAUGUAAAUAUUACCACCCAGAACGUGCAAACCAGCCUCAAAGGUCAGUAGCGGAUGAGCUUCGAAUAAGUGCCAAAUUAUCAGCUGUGAAAACUAUGAGUGAGGGAGCCUUGGCCAAAUGUGGCACAGGGCCAUCCAGCUCCAAAGGAGAAAUCAGUUCUGAAGUGAAACGCAUUGCCCCAAAACGUCAGUCAGAUCCAAGCAUUAGGUCAGUAGCUGUGGAGCCUGAGGAAAAGUUAUCAGCAGCCCGGAAGUCCGAGGCCAGCUCUGUCCCGUCUCUGGUUUCUGCAUUAAGUGUACCAACGCUCCCUCCACCAAAAAGCCAUGCAGCUGGUGCAUUAAAUACUCGUUCUGCAAGCAGUCCGGUGCCAGGUUCCUCACAGUUCGUACAUCAGAAAUCCUCACUGGAACAUAUGUCCAGUGUGCAAUAUCCUCCUAUACUAGUCACCAAUAGCCAUGGCACCUCAGUUAGCUAUAUUGACCAGUAUCCCAAAUAUGAGUCACUGGGGGACCAUGGCUAUUACUCCUUACUCAGUGAUUUCUCCAACUUAAGCAUAAGUAGUAUCCGUAACUCAGAUUAUUACGGGGCUGAUAUGGACCAGGGGAUGUAUUCUAGAAACUCAAGCCCCUGUCCUGACAAUUGCUUAAGCCAUACAAGUAAUGAUUCUUAUUCCUCUUACAAUGACUUGUAUCUGGGUGUAGCAGAUGCCAGUCCAGAAGACAAUGUGAAGAGCCACAGACUGCCAUCGAAAAAUCGUCUUCAGCCUUUCCCUCAUGGUUACCAUGAAGCCUUAAAUAGAGGUCAGAGUUACGGAACUGAAGAGCCUAAGCAAUCCCUUCGCAAACAGUCAGUUUCCCACUUAGGCCUACAUGCCCAGCAUCCAGUUGUUGGAGCACGGUCCAGUUGUCCAGGAGAAUACCCUGUGCCUCAAAAUGUUCAUCCAUCAACUGCACAACCAAGCCGUGCCUUGGUGAUGACAAGAAUGGACAGCAUUUCUGACUCUCGGCUUUAUGAGAGUAACCCCACGAGGCAGAGACGGCCACCUCUGUGUCGGGAGCAGCACGCCAGCUGGGAUCCAUUGCCCUGUGCAUCAGACUCCUACACUUACCACUCCUAUCCGCUGAGUAACAACCUCAUGCAGCCAUGUUAUGAACCUGUCAUGGUAAGAAGCAUGCCUGAAAAGAUGGAACAGCUCUGGAGAAAUCCCUGGAUUGGGAUAUGUGGUGAGCCACGGGAACCUCAUAUCAUCCCAGAACAUCAGUAUCAAACAUACAAGAACCUCUGCAAUAUUUUCCCUCCAAGCGUUGUCCUUUCUGUGAUGGAGAAGAAUCCCCACAUGACAGAUGCACAACAGCUGGCAGCUAUGAUUGUUGCCAAAUUAAGAACAGGGCGUUAGAGCAGUAAAGCCUCUUUUGGAUAAAUGAACCUGUACAGCACUUAGGACCCAGAGGAAAACCUACAUGAAGGAAGAGGCCAAUCUAUUGUAAAUAUUUUCUACUAAGAUAGUAUAAAGUUCUGUACACAGUAGCAAUCAUAUAUAUGCUGAGGCACUAUAUAAAAGUUGAUUGUAUUGCAAAUUUUAAGAUUUUAAAAUAUAGGGAUUUUUAAUAGUAUUUUAUAGGAAAUGCAUACCUUGCUGCAUGGAUAGCUCACUAAGAACUAUAAUGUCACAAUCAGUGUCUCAAAGCUGUUACUACAAAAUUAGUGUUAGCAAUUAUAUUGCAUGUAUUAGUGUACACUUACAAUUUGCUUAUAAAUACCUAAUCGGCCUCUAAAAGUAUGCUCUAUACACACCAAGAUGACUUUUAGGGUUUCAGCUUUGUCAUUUGACACUGCCUAGUGGCAUCUUAAGUAGUGAAGAAAAAGUAAAUUUGCUAAAAAUUAAAAUUGUUUAUAAAAGGAAAAACUGAUUUCAGAUUUUCAAUGUCAACAUGGUUGUUGAUACUUAAAUUUCAGAACCGUCCCUCGAGAGUUUGAAUAACUAUUAUUACAUUGUUCAAUAUGUUGGCUCAAUCCAACAGAAGCCAAAUACUUUAUUAAAUUAGGACCAAAACAUUAAGGAAUGUAAAGGCAUGAGUGCCAUUCAGUAAACUGAAACUUUAACUGUAGCUUCUCUCCAGAAUCUCCUCUCAAACGUGCAGUAAGCAGCUGCUGGCCCAAAUAACUAGACAAGCUGAAAAUAAAUUGUCAGUAUUAUGUAAACUGGAUUACUCAACUUGAAGCAGCAAAAACUGGAUGUUAACAUGGAAGUUCAUCAGUAACCACAGCCCUUCCUCUGGGAGCAAGGAAGGUGUUGGAGUGAGCCUGACAUUCAAGGUGGCUGUACAAGAUCAUCUUCAAAAAGGGUGGAGGGGGAAGGCUGCUUCUUGAAAAGAGAUGCUCCAGUUUGGGUUUGUGACAAAGCUGUCCUGGUUUUUGCUCUUCAGAUCCACGCAAAGGUGUGCAUUUGCCUCGUGAAGGCUUUUAGAAUUCCUGUUUCAACAGGUGAGCUAAUUUUGUGUGGCAUUGUUUGCGCAACUGGUAUCUUGCUCAGGGUGGGAACCUUUGUAGCUAAAUGUCUCCAAAAGAGGCGUUUAUUGGUUUUUUUAAGCUGCACUGACUGUACGCCCUUUUUUGAAUCCACUGUAUAUUUCAACAUUUUGAACCAUGACUAACUCGACAUGUCUCGAGCUAGGACUUGUUGACUUCUACUGUAGUUUUUUUCAUGAAAGUUGAGAAGGCCUGGUUUAUGGCCUUUUGUUUCUUCAUGAGAAGGUGUGACACUGCCUAAAUGUUUCUUACUGUGAAACACACAGAACGUGAGGCUGCAGUCAGGGUUGUUUCUGGUGUUUUGAUAAUGGCUUGCAUGCUGCUUUCUAGUUAUCUGUUUGUCUGAGAAACAAAGUUUAUCAUUUCCUCCACUUGUGUUACUGUAGUGGUUGGUUUGAUUCAGAAUAUCUUGUGGGCUCUUUAUCACGUGCAAAAUAGGUUCCUGUCAUAUAAAAAAACCCACCAAAUGAACCAACAAGAAACCACAAUUAUGGGUGCAACUACAGUUAAUUUACUGACAUUUGAUAACUGUAUCAUUUCACACAGGAUAAAUUUUCUUGUGUUGGUACAGGUGAUGUAUAUAAUGACUAUGUCAUUAUGUAUCUGAAAUGAAGUAACUUGAAGGUGAUCCUGUACUUACAAAUAACUUAAGUUUUAAUUAGUUGGCUAUUCUCUCUGUCAGUGGGGAAAAUAAUUCAGACACUUAUAAUAGCUGGGGGAAAACAGAUUUAACUCUUGACUAGUUUUCGAAAACAUUUCAUAUUUUUAAUUUGCAAUUAAUUCUUAUUCUCUUCUCUUGCAUGAUAUAAGCAGCUGAGAGCAAUGCCUCAAAUAACCAGAAAUGACCUUUUGUUUGUUGAUACAAAUUGUAUCUCUUUUUCUUGAUUGUAUAAAAACUGUGUAUAAAAAAAAAUAAUCUCUAGAUUAACUUCAGUAUUACAUUUUCACCACAAUGUUUGUGACACCGUGUGUCACAGGGAAGUAGCCCAUGAAUAAUUAUGGAUUUUUUUAUUUAAAAUGGGCACUUGUAGUUUAUAGACAAACAGGGACAACUUUUCAGAACCAGGUUAUUAUGUGCACAAAUACUGUGUGUACACCUCAAAGCAUUACAUAGGUAUCUUCAGUCUAUUUAUUAAGCAGAUACAUUCUUGCACUAAACUUUAUGUAAAAAUGUUGCUGUUAACUCAUCUGCAUGUGUUUAAAAUGUAACAGUAAUUGCUAUAGACCCUAUUUUAUUCUAACCAAUUAAUUUAUAAAUUAUUUAGGUAUGAGAUGAAGUUUAUUGUGCACUCAUGUUUUCCAUCUUGCAUGGAAUUAAAUAUUUGUAUGCAGAAAAAUGUUUGUUCCAUUUUUCUCCAUUUAUAAAGAUAAGCUAUUUUAAGAGAGGAUUAGUGGGUGAUUUUGAUGUUUUCUAAUGUGGAAAACUCAACAGAGAUUUCUGUAUGAAGCGCUGGGUGGCUUAUGGAGAUAUCCAUUUUUGUUGGAUCUGUCCAGUCAUUUUAAUUUUCACUAACCUUUGUUUUACUGAUGGAAGAAUUCCUUUUUAAACAAUGGGAAUGCUGUGAGAACACCAACCCAGCAUACUAUUUCCCUAAGGCACUUCAAAGGCAAAUUGUCUUAUUCUGAGGAGCUAUUGGCAUCUCUCGUGCAUAGUUACAGAAUUGGCGCAGCCUUGUGGAAAUAACCUGCAAAUUUUGUGCUUGUUUUGUCCUCCUUAGAGGUAAUGCAACUUUUCUAUGUGAUGUAGUCUUUCCUGAUCAACUACUUUAAGUGAUAAUUUGGUCAUCCACACCUGUUUUCAGAUAUGUUUACAAGACAGUUCAGGACACUGACAUGUUCAUUAAUCUUUAGCGCAUAAGCUUGGAUUUCUUCUUACAUGGAAGAGUUGAUCUUAUUAACACCUGAUCAUAACUGUCUAUAUUGUAAAUAUAAGACUUUGUAUAAAUGCUCUUUUUUAGAGCAUGGUAUUUAAAUGUUUUUAAAACUGUAAAAGAACAGUUCUAGAAACUAUAUUUUAAUAAAAUCCAUGAAAAAACAAUUCUAGAUGAGGGGGGAAAAAAAUUGUGAAGGUAAAAUCAUGGACUACUGCAGUUGAUAAGAGUUGAGCAGUAGAUUUUAGGGCUUUACUGGGGCCAGAGCAUUCUCUGGGAGUUCUGAUUUACUUCUCUUUCAUCUUCAGCUAUAUUACUUUCACAUAAUUUGUCACUUAAAAGUGUGUAACUUUAAAUUCAUAAAUCAAAAACCAAAUGCUUUAUGGGAUGUCAGUCUAAAUUAUUUCAUGUUUUUUGUAAGAAUUAUAUGUCAGUAAUAUAGUAAAUUGUACAUGAUUUCACUGCUGUUAGUCCUGUUGUUGUCAUAUUGAGCUGCAGUAGUUGGCUUUAUUCAUUUGUAGAAUUAAACAUUACUGUUUAAUUGUUGUAAAAUUUUAUAAAUCUCUUUGGGUUUUUUUGGUUGACCCAAAUAUAAUGUAAGUCUUAAUGACAAAAUGAGUGAAAAUGGAUGUUAAACCAGUAUGUGGUAUUCUUAAAUCUCUGUAGUGGUAAGUGGGCACUCCUCUAGUUGCUGCAGCAUGUAAUUUAUUUACUAGCAUGAGUUUGUUUAGCUUUUGUAAAAAUGCUUUAGCUGUAAAGUUAAAAAUAAGUGUGGAGUAUGGUUGUUUAGAACAAGCAGAAGGAGCUUUAUUGAAAAAAAAAAAAAACAAAACCAAAAAAUAUUUAAGUAGGUGAGUUUCCCCCUA